UUUGGAGAGAGCGAGUGCAGCAAAAGGCAUCUCAGCUAUCUCGAUCCCUGUCUUUGGAAAGGAUAACACAGAAAAAGGCCAGCACCUGCCUCUCUUCCUUGCUCCAUUUUUGGGACGAACAGCUUGUUCCCAGUCGUUGGUGUUUUGCGAAGGGAGACAUCGUGGUCGAUUUGGGAAGAAAGAGGUGAACAAGGAACAAGAAGAAGAAGAAGAAGAAGAAGAAGAAGAAGAUGGUCUCUUUGGUGUCUCGGCAAGGAAGGCAGCUGCAGCGCUACACCAGCUGCGGGAAACGUCUUAUCGUCGGGUGCAUUCCCUACAAGGUCAAGAAGAUUGAUAGGAUAUGUGAACAUAACAUCAAUCAAGUCGUCGAGGUUCUUGUUGUCACCUCCCAGAAGACGAGAGAAGAAAUCAUGUUCCCGAAGGGAGGUUGGGAGGUUGAUGAGACGAUAACACAAGCAGCUCGUCGUGAGGCAUUUGAGGAAGCUGGAGUGCAAGGACUCGUAGAGGAUAGUCUUGGCAAAUGGAGAUACAAGAGCAAAAGCCAUGAUAAGAUUCAUGAGGCUGUCAUGUUCCCUUUGAAUGUUACGGAGGAGCUGUACUACUGGCCUGAGAAAUCUGUGCGAACUCGGAAAUGGAUCAACGUAGCAGAAGCAAUGGCGGAGUGCAACCAGUCGUGGAUGAAGGAAGCGUUGGAUCGACUGGUGAAACGGCUCUCGACUUCGAGCUUGGAGGAGGUGACAUCAACAUAGCUCGCCUCCUGCGACUGCAUUUGCAAUCAACUGUAGCUUCUUCCUGUAGAUAUAUUGGGCAGAUUACAAAGCAAAGAAAGGAAUAGGCAAAUAAAUUAUCAUUCUUUUAUUCUUGUAUCAUCAUUCUUGUAUUUGUCUAUGCCUGAAGUUAAUUAUAUUUUUAUGAGAAUUUUCCCUUCA
Molecule: messenger RNA, 929 nt
Organism: Musa acuminata AAA Group (dessert banana)
Lineage: Eukaryota; Viridiplantae; Streptophyta; Magnoliopsida; Zingiberales; Musaceae
Product: nudix hydrolase 21, chloroplastic-like
Exons: 5
Coding region: 231-749 (172 amino acids)
Cellular component (GO): nucleus; cytoplasm
Molecular function (GO): pyrophosphatase activity
Source: RefSeq, a predicted model, not a curated record